AUCCUAACCUGCGACGACUUCUUCCAAGAGGAAUUCAGGAAGAAUAUUGAUCGAAAGUGGAGAAAUACUUUAAUAUAAUGAAGAAGAUUAUUAUUAAACAAGGCAGAUUAUUAAACAAGGUGAAACAAGGCUCAUAUAAUCUCACGGAAAAAUUAAAAGCGUAAAUCCAUUACCCAGUGAAAUAUAACAUAACAAAACCUCUUCUAAGAAAAGUAUCUAAGAAAUUUUUCGUGAGAAUAUGAUGGAUAGCAAUCACUGCAUGCACUUUGUUGAGCGCAAGAAGCGAUUCUGCCGCAUGACAGUGCAAAAAGGUCAUCAAUACUGCGGCGAGCAUCAACGGGAUCUCGCUGGCUCCAACAUCGGGAAUGAGAGAGUACCAUGUCCGCUGGAUCCCACACAUACAUGCUACAGAUCCAAGCUGACUAAGCACUUGGGCGUGUGCAAUGUCAAACGAAGACUGGAUGCACAGCCGACGUUCGUGGUUGAAGGAACAAACUUGGAUGAUGAGUCUAUUGAGACGCCGCCGCGCGUGCCACUGUCGCAGCUCGACGUAUCCAUCAUAAGAAUGGUGAUAAGGAAGAUUCAUGCUGCCUAUGGUAUGAUUAAAUUAUCUGCAUUCAAGCCUCAGGGUUUACAUGUAAAAUACAAAUUAAAUGAUGAAACUAGCGGCAAUAAAGUUAGAAAGCAUUUGCUCCAAAAUGCAUCUCUGCUCGGGCAUCUGGAGCAAGCUAAUCUUGUGCAAGACGACACUUGUUUCAUCGAAUUUGGAGCUGGAAAAGCUCAGUUAACAUAUUGGUUGGGACAGAUUAUAAAGGAUAAGUCAAACUCUUGCAUAUUACUAAUCGAUCGUUCUAGUCAUCGGCACAAAAGCGACAAUAAGCUUAAGAGAGAGGAAAGUCACUUCGCAGUAAAAAGGAUACGCGCCGAUAUUGCUGAUCUGCAGCUGAAUCAAAUCUCUGAGAUCCAGCCGAUCAAAUACAAGGUCGGCAUAGCAAAGCAUCUCUGCGGAACAGCCACUGACUUGGCAAUUCGUUGUUUAGUAAAGUCGAUGAAUAGCGAACCCAAGGUCAAUGUACGCGGUCUAAUCCUCGCGUUUUGUUGUCAUCAUAAGUGCGAGUACUCGUCAUACGUGGGCAGGAAGUACUUGCAACAAUGUGGCUUCACCGCGGACGAGUUUCCUGUUCUAUGCAGCAUAGUCAGUUGGGCGACUUGUGGCUGUCGUUUAAAGAGCAAUAUUAAUUUGCCAAGUGAUGCAACUUCAGACACUGCUAACAAAAUUUCCUCGAAAUUAGACGAACGUGAAGUUAUCGGGCGCAAAGCUAAAACACUGCUGAAUUGGGGUCGUUUGGUCUUUUUGAAGAGCGUUGGAUUUCAGGCUGAGCUGCUUUAUUAUAUUUCCACCGAUAUCUCGUUAGAAAAUAUGUGUGUUGUGGCUACUCGAGAAUGUUCGUCAUAACUGAAAUAUGUUGAAUUUAUUGUCAACUUGUACAUUGUCUUAAAAAUUAUUUUCAUUUUUUCUUAAUA
Molecule: messenger RNA, 1524 nt
Organism: Atta colombica
Lineage: Eukaryota; Metazoa; Arthropoda; Insecta; Hymenoptera; Formicidae
Product: tRNA:m(4)X modification enzyme TRM13 homolog
Exons: 5
Coding region: 239-1456 (405 amino acids)
Biological process (GO): tRNA methylation
Source: RefSeq, a predicted model, not a curated record